GAAAAGCAAAGGAGUAGAGCCGAGCAGCGAAAAGAGCGGGGAAACGAGAGAGAUAGAAGCAGAGUAAGAGCGAGUCAAAAGACUCCUCCUCCUCGUUUAUAAAUACAUCCCAUUUUCCCCCCUAUAAUUCAGUUCCUCUCUGUCUCCUCCUCUUAUCGUUUUCACUCUCAUUCUCUCUUCUUUCAGAUCUCAAGUAAGAUAUGGAUACCUUCCUAUUCACUUCUGAAUCUGUCAAUGAAGGACACCCCGACAAGCUGUGUGAUCAGGUUUCAGAUGCUAUCCUUGAUGCCUGCCUAGAACAAGACCCAGAAAGCAAAGUGGCCUGUGAGACUUGCACCAAGACUAACAUGGUUAUGGUCUUUGGUGAGAUCACAACCAAGGCCAAAGUUAACUAUGAGAAAAUUGUUCGGGAUACUUGCAGAGGUAUAGGGUUCACAUCAGCCGAUGUUGGCCUUGAUGCUGACAACUGCAAAGUUCUAGUUAACAUUGAGCAACAGAGUCCUGAUAUUGCUCAAGGAGUUCAUGGCCACCUCAGCAAGAAACCUGAGGAAAUUGGGGCUGGUGACCAGGGUCACAUGUUUGGUUAUGCCUCAGAUGAAACUCCUGAGCUCAUGCCUCUGACCCAUGUGCUUGCAACUAAGAUUGGUGCCAAGCUCACUGAAGUGAGAAAGAACAAGACAUGUCCAUGGGUGAGGCCUGAUGGUAAGACCCAAGUGACUGUUGAGUAUCGCAAUGAGGGUGGAGCCAUGGUUCCUAUUCGUGUUCACACUGUUCUCAUUUCAACCCAACAUGAUGAGACUGUCACCAAUGAACAGAUUGCAGCGGACUUGAAAGAGCAUGUCAUUAAGCCUGUUAUUCCAGCAAAGUAUCUCGAUGACAAUACCAUUUUCCACCUCAACCCAUCUGGUAGGUUUGUUAUUGGUGGACCUCAUGGAGAUGCAGGACUCACUGGCCGAAAGAUUAUCAUUGAUACCUAUGGUGGCUGGGGUGCUCAUGGUGGAGGUGCCUUCUCAGGGAAGGAUCCUACUAAGGUGGACCGAAGUGGUGCAUACAUUGUUAGGCAAGCAGCAAAGAGUGUGGUGGCCUCAGGGCUUGCACGUCGCUGUAUCGUGCAAGUAUCCUAUGCAAUUGGUGUGCCAGAACCAUUGUCGGUUUUUGUAGACACAUACAAGACAGGCAAGAUCCCAGACAAGGAUAUUUUGGAAUUAAUUAAGGAGAACUUCGACUUCAGGCCAGGAAUGAUCUCUAUCAAUCUAGACUUGAUGAGAGGAGGCAAGUUUAGGUACCAAAAGACUGCUGCUUAUGGUCAUUUUGGACGGGAUGACCCAGAUUUCACUUGGGAGGUUGUUAAGCCUCUUAAGCCAAAGGCCUAAGUUGGUUUGGCUAUAUAAACUUUGAGCAAAUGGUUACCAUCGUAGCCAUGAUUCUGGUAUACAGGGGAAGAAUAAAGAAACCUUCGAUGCAUACACGCAUUGGAUGCUGAAAAGGCCCAGGUCAAAGGCGGUAUUCAAGAUGUAUGCUUACAUGUUGAGGUGUUAGGAAAAUUUUAGAUCCGCAUAGGAUUUGUGGAAUCUGUCAUUUGUUUCAUUUUACAUUCUUUACUUUCUAUCUACUUUUCAUCGCAUGAUUUGUUUCUACAACCAUUCUUGCUGGUUGUCGGGGGAUUCUAUCUUGUCUAUUAUUCCAUUCAAUUUUUUCUUUUAUUCAAAUAUUGCUGCCCUUAUGAAGUUGGACCAUUUGCACUA
Molecule: messenger RNA, 1745 nt
Organism: Theobroma cacao (cacao)
Lineage: Eukaryota; Viridiplantae; Streptophyta; Magnoliopsida; Malvales; Malvaceae
Gene: MAT3
Product: methionine adenosyltransferase 3
Biological process (GO): S-adenosylmethionine biosynthetic process
Molecular function (GO): ATP binding; methionine adenosyltransferase activity
Source: RefSeq, a predicted model, not a curated record